Messenger RNA from Penicillium cinerascens, 1221 nucleotides. Its product is annotated as Zn(II)2Cys6 transcription factor domain-containing protein. Gene Ontology annotation, molecular function: DNA-binding transcription factor activity, RNA polymerase II-specific; zinc ion binding. The transcript has 3 exons. Bases 1 to 1221 code for a protein of 406 amino acids. The record is from RefSeq and is a predicted model, not a curated record. Lineage: Eukaryota; Fungi; Ascomycota; Eurotiomycetes; Eurotiales; Aspergillaceae. Gene Ontology annotation, biological process: regulation of DNA-templated transcription.
AUGCCGCCCUCAGACUCAAAAACUAAGAUCCGCCCACAGCAGUCCUGUCUGAAGUGUCGUGAGCGCAAAGUUAAGUGCGAUCGCUCAGUACCAUGCCACGCGUGUAUCAUCCGCGGGCUCGAAGCUGAAUGCACAUACCUAUCGACGGCGGAGGACCGCGCGCACAUUAGCCAGGCGGAGAUGAUCGAGCGCCUGCGUCGCGAGGUCGCGCAGCUGCGCGGCCAAUUGGGUCAGGGUUCACAGCCGGGUCUGCCCAGGCCAAGCUAUGCGCGCAAAUAUACAGGGCACAGUUCUAGUCCCUCCAGUAAUGACCCGACAGCCGGGGCCGGAGCUGGGCAUUCGGGUGCGAGUGCCUCGGGUGGUGGGUCGGCGGAUGGGGGGAGCUGGCCUGGGAGCUCGCCGUCGUCGACGACGACCACGACGAAUUCGGGGGCGGUUAUGAGUCCUGGUAGUACAGGUAGUGAGAAUGGGGCGCAGAUGCAAACUUCGUCGUAUCCGGUGCAGGGCCAGUUCGCGCAAAGCGUGGAGAUGGAUGUUGCGCCUGUCGGUAAGACUGGGUUAGGGGGUUAUACGUUAGACGAUGCAACGAUACCGCAGUACCAUGCAGGGAGCAUGGCCUUUGCGCCGGGCGAAAUCCCGGGGUCGAUCUCGAUGCACGGCCUCCCGCAGUCAAUGCCUCUAGAUGGUGUUGGUAUACACCCAACAAUGCACAUGUACGGCGGUGAUAGCCCUGGCAACGCGAUCGAGGACGGCAACCAUAUAAACCCACAUGUCGCGGGCUAUGAUAAUUACGCAAAUCACUACAAGGAAUACGGCACGAACGAGGAUCAACAAUUUCAUGCAUAUCAGCAGCAAUGGAGGCACGAUGCAGGACACCAGUAUCCACCGACGCAUGCAUACCCCGAUUCUUUACAUUAUUCAUCAUCUCUCGGCGCUUUUUCCAAUGAUCCCAGUGCGCAUCUUCCGUUAUCGCACUCUGUUCCUCAAAAUGCUCCGACACAUAUGCCUAGGGACGAAUCAUUCAGAGCGAGUCCGUUUGAGGCUAUCCCGAACUCCUGGAAGGGCGAGGGGAAACAGGAGCUUUUGGAGACACUUUUGAGGACGAUCGGUAGCUGUGACGAGGAGCGCGUGGAUCAAGUUGUGCAAGUCGUUCGAUCCAGUGCGACACCUGAGGACGCCGUCUCGGGGAUUUGUCGGGUUUUGGGGAUCGGUACGCGAUGA